Molecule: messenger RNA, 3974 nt
Organism: Leptidea sinapis
Lineage: Eukaryota; Metazoa; Arthropoda; Insecta; Lepidoptera; Pieridae
Product: E3 ubiquitin-protein ligase AMFR-like
Exons: 8
Coding region: 289-1806 (505 amino acids)
Biological process (GO): ubiquitin-dependent protein catabolic process; protein K48-linked ubiquitination; endoplasmic reticulum unfolded protein response
Cellular component (GO): endoplasmic reticulum; ubiquitin ligase complex; cytosol
Molecular function (GO): ubiquitin protein ligase activity
Source: RefSeq, a predicted model, not a curated record
UGUUAAGACUCUAAAGUCUUAACUGACUUUUGUCAAUAAAUGAGAGUGCGACUGCGAUCAGUCCAUGAACGUAGUGUUUAAAUUCUCUUUGAGUCAGUCAGAAAUCAGAAUGUUUGUUUUGUUUAAUUAUGACCGCGUUCGAUUUGUUUUUUUUCUAAGUAUGUGAUUGUAAAUUAUUGUUGACGUACGAACGUGUUUAAAUGUUAAUUAGUUAGUACCUUUUUAUGUUUAAAUUGAGCUGGACGUGUUUUGAAUUAUACCAAUAUACGAUUGUGGACUAUUUAAAAGAUGCCUGUGACGAUUAUAGACAGGUUGCCCUUGCCGAACCUCAAGGUUUAUUCGGCGGGAAGUGUUUUGCUUUUUUCGGUAGCCGUAUAUUAUUCAGUCAAUAUCACUAGUGACCCUAACUGGAGGGUGAAUGCAACACUGCAGCGGUUCGAGGUGGACUCUGAUGGAAAGAAGGAAAAUGCUGAAGCUGUCUCAGGGGUUUCGCCAGUAGCUUUCAAUGUGACGAGGAAUCUCACGGAGCAAGUUCUAGAAGUUAUGACAUUUAUGAUGCAUGAACCACUUUGCAUGUGGACGCUGAUCAACUCGGCGUACUGCGCGCUGGUCGCGGCGUACGCGGGCGUGUUGCGCGGCGUGUUCGGGCGGCUGCGCGCGCACGAGGCGCAGCGCGCGAAGGACAAGCUGUGGAACUACGUGUUUAACAAGUUCAUGUUCGUGUUCGGCGUGCUCAACGUGACCUUCCUGGACGAGGUGCUGCUGUGGCUGGCCUGGAGCUCGCUCGUGGCCGCGCUGAUGCUGCUCACGCAGCUGUGCAAGGACCGCGCGGAAUACGUUUGGUCGUCGGGCGGGGCGGGUGGCGGCGGACGGCUGCUGCUGCUGCUGCUCGCACUGCUGCUGCUGGACGCGGCGCUGCUGGGAGCGGCGCUGCGCUGGGGGCUGCCCGCCGGCGGACACACCUUCUGGUUCAUGGCGGCAGAGUGCUCGCUGGUGUGCGUGGGGUGCGCGCACGUGGCGGGCGGCUGGGCGGUGCGCGCGCGGGCUCCGGACCCGGCCGCGCCGCUGCACUACUACACGCACCUCGUGUUCGACGGCGCGGCGCUGCUGCUGGAGACGGCGCACGUGGCGCACAUGGUGGCGCACAGCAGCGCGCUGCUGUCCAUGUCGUCGCUGGUGCUGCUGCUGCAGCUGCGCCACCUGCUGCACUCGCUGCUGGCGCGCCUGCGCCGCCAUCGCGUGUACGCCGCGCUCGCCACCCACAUGAGUCGCAACUACCCCAUGGCCAGCCCCGAGGAGGUGAAGCACCACGAGGACAAGUGCGCCAUCUGCUGGGAGCCCAUGAAGGAGGCCAGGAAGUUGCCCUGCGCGCAUCUCUUCCACAACUCGUGCCUGUGUCGCUGGCUGCAGCAGGACGCCUCGUGCCCCAGCUGCCGCCGCCCGCUCUCGACCCGGCCCGCGCCGCACACCGCCGGCCCCAGCCAGCUCUUCCACUUCGACGGGUCGCGCUACGUGUCAUGGCUGCCCAGCUUCUCCGUGGAGGUGACGGCGGCCAGGUCGGCCCGGGCACGUGGCGGCUCGGAGCUGGACGGACGACUGCAGGCCGCAGGUACCGGGCUCACAUCUGACGCAUAUUUUGUUAUAUUUCCACGCCUUUUUGGACAUUUUGACUCGCACAUUCCUUGCAUCCGCCGGCUUCACGUUUCCAUUCAUUAUUUAUUUUAUAUUCGAAUUCUUCUUGCAAGUAGAACAUCGAAGUGCUUUUAUUUAUUCCAAACUAGGAAUCGAAUCGCGUUAAAAAGAUGAACAACACGAGCAUUUUGAUAUUUGAUAUGAAUAGGGGGUGGGGACAAUUUUGUUGACUCGGGGUAAAUGGAGCAGUAGACUCAAACCACCCCUCUAUGGAGAUAUUAGCUGUGAACUUUUGCAACAUCAGGGUUUAACCUGCUCUUUUUAACCGAGAUCCAAAUAUCCUCUCUGGCUGAUACGUUUUACAUCUCAUAUCCGGGGUAUAAUCUGAAACACUCCUUUAUCCCGCGGGCUGGCGUGUGCGUUUAUGUCGGGGAGGAUGUCUGUCCAAGACGCCUCAGUUUUCUUGAAAGACGGGACCUAUCCAUCUUCUGGCCGCGUGUAGACUGCGACGACCAUCCGCGAAUCUACGCUUGCCUGUAUAGGUCUCAUAGCGGUAAUGGAGAGACUGCCCAUCUUCUCGCGCACAUCCAAAUGACUACAGAUUCCGUGUUGGAGCUGAUCCCCACUGCAGAGAUCGUGUUUCUUGGCGAUUUUAACGCCCACCACGUCACCACGGUUAUUGCCUUACGCGAAUCCCACAUGUGAAAGAUCAUACACCUUCACUGUUGGACCUUCUGUUGACAUCAGGAUGGUACCUAGUUUCCGUUGAACCAACUUUGGGGUCGUCGAACCACUCCCCGGGGUUCUACACUCAUUCUCUGAAACGAAACUUCGUAAACGAACGAAACUUAAUAUUAAUUUCGAUAGUGACCCUACUCUGUUUUGUUUUCGGAUACUUUAACGAAGUUCAGAACCAUCGACAAUAUUCGUAAACGAAUGGUGAACGAUUAAAAUGAAUGUUAUUUGUACGCGACAAAUUUGAAGAGUACUAUUUCAUGCCCACGAUGUGUAGUAACUAUUGACAACCAAAAAUCUCUGUAAGCAAGUUAAAUUAGUAGUAUAAAUAACAUACACAGACGGGGUACACACUAUAAAAACUUUUUCUUUCUGUUUAGCAUGUAACCUACACACAAUCCAAUAAAUAGAUGCCCACGACGCUCGAGUAAUCCCUAUUUAGUCUCUAGAGCUCCCCUACCCUUAUAUAAAUCGACAUUACUUUGUCAAAUGCUUGUCAUUCUGUCAGGUGAUCUAUCAUAACUAUGAUAUGUGUUACUAUAUGCAUCCUAUAAUGUAAAUGGUCCUUACCUGUGCUAGACAACACUAUUUAUACGUUGUGAAAUGCAAAUGAUGUUUUUAUUCAAUAGAUACGUAACAUAUAAUCUAUUUACAAAUACUUUACUUGGAAAUUGUGAAACAGCCUCGAAAACUAAUAUAUUUACACUAAAUAUAAAUUAUAAAGAAUAUAUACUAUACUGAUACUCAUAAAAUAGAAUUACAGUCAUGGAAAACGCGACUAAUUGAUCCGAUGUUUCUCGCGCUUUCGAUCCCGAGGGCUUACCGAUAUAUUAUUAUGUGAUCACCAACACUUGUGGACGUGUCGGCUGUCACCACGUCCAACGAUCGUAUGGCGAUCGAUGCAUAUCAAGUAGAUACAGCGAUACUAAUGUAACAGGAUCUUAACAUUUUCUGUGACAGCUGAUCCGUGACAUGGCGCGAGUAACUGCAGCCACACGUCGAGACAUUUAAAAUUAAUUUAAUAAAUAAGUCGGUACGGGUGGUCACAAGCGCACUACAGAGAGCUACCCUGAACCGCGCCGCUGCUUACUUAGUAUUAAUAUGUGAGAGCUGCUGUAUCUGUUGUUGUGCCGCUGUGUGACCUGGGUGACCUCGUGACUGCAGACGCCGCCGACGACGUCGUGACGCCGGGCUCCGCGUCCGCCCGCCCCGCGUCGGCCCGCGACAGGUACACCUCCGACGGCUUAACACUAUUUGGAAUGUUAAAAACUAACUUUUAUUCGGGAGUGAUCCUCGUGUACGACACUAGUAUCACUUGUUCCGUGACUUACGGAGCGCCGGUACAAUUGUGCCAGCUGUGAACAAUUUACCAGAUCGGUCACGUUGUCUCUCAAUUCUAUGUUUAUUUUCCACUGCAUUUUAAUUGAUUAUAUUUGUUCUGUCGGCGUAAAUGUUUCUUAAGAUUUAAAUAUCUUAUUUUAUAUAAAUAUCUUGGCCAACUUUGUUUCAUAUAUACUCACUCGAGUAUAUUUCCAAUCGUGUCGUACUAUGUAAUGUACAGUACAGCACAAUGAGAUGUGAUGUCCAGCGACGGCGGGGCGGCCGUG